AGAUAAGGUCAAGACACUUCAGCUUGAAAUCCACUGCUUUCCUAAGGAUCAUCUAUAACCUCUCAAAAGAUGGGAAUUAAAACGUUUCAGGCAAUGCUAGGUGAGACCAGAUUAUGGAAGUGAGAAGUCAGAUUAUGUUGAGUCAGAUGGCACCUUGCUUUGAAACAUUGUCAGAUGACAUCGUGGUAAUUGACAAAUCGGAAAGUGAACAAAUAUAGUCCAAGUGGGCAGUAUUGUCAACUUGGAUCAUCUUUGUUUGAUUAUGGUGACGAUCUGAUCUGUCAGUUUUUAUUAUAGUGUCAAAAGUUUGGUGCAGAUGAAGGUACAUAUAAAAUAUUGCAUCGUUAUGAAAUAAAAAUCAGAAUUGCUCACAGUGUCCAUAAUAUCUACCAUGGCUUUCAUAAAAAAAUAUUCAUAAAUACCUAAGACAGUUUACCCUAUUGGUUGAGAGCCUGUCACGUGGGUGGUUUUAAACAUCGGCUGGUUUUAAACACUUUAUUCCUGCACCGCUGCGUUCUGCGCCACAUCCUGCAGUAUGCCGCACGUGCCCCAGUGUCCAUAAGUGAAGACUGUUAGCGCAGCGCGUUUGAGGCACAUACCAUAGAAAUGGCCAGAAUUGCAUACAAAAUUAAAAUGACAAACAAAAUAGGGUGUAAUGUAAUGAAAGUGUUAAUUUGAAUAUUGAUCAGCCAAAAAAUAUUUAUUUUUUUGCAGUUGAGUGUUUGAAAUAUGUGGGCGGCAAUCAGGGAUGAAUAAAAUUGAUAAGUUCUCAAACUGAACCAAAUAUGAAGUUACUUGUAGUUCUCAAAUUUCUGCAGCCCAAUGUCAAAUGAUGAGGCUUAGGAAUAAAGCCCACUGAUUCUGGUCACAAUUAAUAAAACAAGCCUUAAUGAUCAAGAUCAAUAAGUUGUUUGUGGUUACAGUUGAAUUGUGUCACUCAACAGAACAAUGACUUGUGAUACUGUUGUAAGUGGAGCUGACUCCAAAGAACCUUAUAAUCACAUUUGGAAGAAGAUUUUAUUGUUUGCUACAUUAAUAUUGCUGGCUUCACUAUUCACUGCUUGGCACACAAUUUCCAGACAUCUUGUAGUUUUGAGGUGUCAGGCCUCAAGACAGUAAGAUGCUUGAGGUUUUUUAGGGAUUUGCAGGAUUACAGAAGGUGGUGCCCAGCUACUAAAUAUUACUUAAUAUGGGACUUGAUGCUCAUAGAAAGCAAACACUGUUACACAACACAACCUUGAAUCAUAUCACAUGCUUGUACAUUUCAUUACAUGACUUAGUAUGGUGCAGUUAAUUGACAGGCAAACCCCAACGCCUGACCCAGAUAGCCUAAGACUUACGUUUGCAAAACAUCUGUAGUUUUAAGCUACAUGUAGCAAGCCAUGCAUUGAUAACCUGAUGCAUGCUGCCGGGCAUAACGGUCUGUCCAUGGCUGAUACAAUGCAUUGUCCAAGAUGCUGUACUCCUGCUGAUAACUGAUCCAUUGUAUAAUUUGCAGAAAUUGUGUAUCAGAUAGGAAAUCAAAAUGGGUUAUAUUUAAUUUGACUGAUUAGUCAAAUUAGUCCUUCCGCCAUUCAAAACCACCUUGCCUGUUACUCCCUGUACUGCUCAAACUGCCCUCUAUCAUGUCUAUGGUUUUAUUGAUUUUUCUGUGAAUAAAUACAAUUUAACAAUGCAUUACAGACCUUAGGUUAAAAGAGACAAAUCCAGAGAGAAUCUUACAGGAUACAAGGAUAUCGUGUAAUAGUUGCGCAGUCAUCAACCUUAAUGGUUUGGCAUUAAUCACAUUCAUCUUGAGCACUAGUAAAGCAGGCAGUCAACUUGUUUGACAUCUUUUGGCAAUGCGUUAACAGUGCAGUAGUGGUUUCCACAAAACGAACAUGUAACCACUGCAUCUGAGCUAUACAAGAUUCUAUUAGCAGAAUUGCAGUGUUCAUCACAGUGAACCUAUAAGCAAGACCAUACAAAUGAAUGGGCAUCUGGUGAGGAAUCAUCUCAGGAAAGUCCAGCCAAAUUUCAAAGGCCACGACAAUGGUUGCUCGUAGCUCGUCAGAAAAAGGGACAUCAAAGGAACACUCACUCUGGUUCAAGACCGAGUAAGUUAGCUUUUGUACUUAAGAAGAACCUACUCAGAAGAGGACAUUCUCACAUGCAGCAUCCCUGGAGGAAGAAGAGAAAACUGUCAAGAAUUAGGGCAAAUUCCUACAGGAAUAAUGAGGAAGACCAAAGGGCUCAAGUAAGAAGAUCAGCAUCCUCCAGACACGGUCAUGGAUUACAAGAACAACGGGCUAUUCUUCAGACUUCAGAUAAUGUGACUGCAACAUUGAUCCUGUCAGAAACUCCUACCGGUAGUGCUGCGUCCAGUGUGACCACAUUGCCUGCUUCACAACAUGGGAGCUUGGCUGCUGCUAGAGUUCCUGGGGGUUUGAUUGUGAGCCAUGCCCCAAGACAUGCAAGGAGACCAGAGUUUAGGCCAACUCAAGACACUGUGUCAUAUCCCACUGGAGAUCGUACAGAGUCUGUCCAGAUAAGAACGUCAGCUGAUGAAGCCAGUCUCUCAGUGGAUAACUCUAAGGCACAACCCUGCAUUGCUCAUACCACACCAGACGGGCAUCAGCCACCGGACAAGAAUGUACUUAGCCCUUCACCUACUAAGCAACAACAAACUCAAGUAUCUCUGUCUACCAUGGAAUCAGCACACCCCGAUUCCAGUCAUGUACUCCCAACACAAGUCAACUAUCAACAUGCAUCUAAAAAUGCACUGAAAGGCUCCCUCAAAAGGAAGCAACCGAAGUCAAAGAGCAGUGCAGGAGGCACACCCAAACGAUUGUUAGGCAGCAGCAUUGCAUUUCCGCACAGGAAAAUGUACCAAAGAAAAGUGCCUAUGAACUCAGGGGGCCAGAUGAGACAGGCCAAUCCCCAGUGGAAUGUGUCCUUGCCUGUUGCCACAAUGAAUACUGCUGGUGCACAGUAUAGCAGGCCAGUUUUUCCUGACAUGGUUGAGGAACAUGAGGCUCGUGAAAUAAACCCGCUAUUUGAUGGUGCUACGUCACAGGACCUGAAAGAUAAUCAGGAUCAGCAUCCGCUUGGACAAUUUCCACAAUCAGUUUCAGAGGACAGAAUUCAGCCUGACAGAGUCAGCAAUACUAGUCAGUAUCCUGUUCCCAAAUUAGAAGCAUCAUCUCCGUCUCAACCUAUCUCAGCAGAAGCCCAGCCAGGAUGCAGCACUCAACCACGGGAAUCAUACCCUCCAGUCAGUCAACACAGUCUGGUGCCCACCUCUCUUGCUAUGGCUGCUGCAGGGCCGACAAUGGACACAUCGUCACCAGGUAGUGUCGAGGCCUCUACCAUGAACAACGUCUAUUGGAGUUGCAUGUCCGAUGAACCUGCUGGGGUAGGAAUGACAGAUCCUGGAAGCUUUGCUGUCAACGCUGGUGGCGGUAUACCUGUUGCUUCUGAUAUCGACUUCUUAACAGCUGAGGAUAUGACAUGUAAUGGUGUUAAUAUUGGAAACCAAAAACUUCGCCUUGCUCAUGGUUACGAUGUCUUCAUCAGUCGUCUUGAUCUAUGGGAAGCAGAGAAAGCCUCCAAGAAAGGCUGGACUAUCCUCAUCAGACGGCUUCUGGACAUCUAUUUUGAUCGGAUGACGCUAGCCAUGGGUAAACCAACGCAUCAUGGAAACAGUAUGGAGUAUCAACCGCUGGACCAGAGUAUCAUUGGGGCAAUAAGAGCCUUCAUCAAAGCCCGCUACAACAUAGAGAAGCGUAAACUGAUUCAAGCCAUCAGUAUUUACUGCAGUGAUUGUCGGAAAUCAGGCAUCCCGGGCAGCAUGAUAGAAAAUCCCAAAGCUAUGAUUUUUCCAGAAAUGCAGUAAUGUAAAACAUUUAACCAAUCAAUGUUGUACAUGCGUUAUUGCGGCACCUAGUUUGGACACUUAAUUUUUUAGCAAACGAAAUACUUGCAUCUUAAACACGUUAAAUUAAAUUUUUAUAGAUGUGAUGUUUAUACAUUAAACCAAAAAUAACCAAAAUCCGGUGAAAAAUGGUAAAAUACUAAGAGAGACCAAUUAAAAUUGGUGCAAUUGAUUUACACGAUCUCCUGCCAAUUUUAUUUUACCGUGAAUCAACCAUGCCUGUCAAUCUUUUCAAGGCGUGUCCUGUUACGGGUAAGUUCGAAACCAGAUACCUGUUGCUGUAUGAAGUACAU
Molecule: messenger RNA, 4206 nt
Organism: Patiria miniata (bat star)
Lineage: Eukaryota; Metazoa; Echinodermata; Asteroidea; Valvatida; Asterinidae
Product: 46 kDa FK506-binding nuclear protein-like
Exons: 5
Coding region: 2150-3874 (574 amino acids)
Cellular component (GO): chromatin; nucleolus
Molecular function (GO): macrolide binding; DNA binding; peptidyl-prolyl cis-trans isomerase activity
Source: RefSeq, a predicted model, not a curated record